AUGGCUUCAGGACAAGGAUAUAGCAAACCUUCCAUCUUUGUGAGCCCUGGUGAGGUGGUUACCCUGGGUGGAAGUGUCAACAUCUACUGUAAGAGGGAAGACAGCCCAAAUGCAGAUUUCUAUUUCUACAAAGAAGGUAAUUCUGUGUCUCAGAAAGGAAUGAAGAUGUGGGCAGGUGUUGCUAUAUUCUCCAUAACCAACACCAAACUAUCAGAUGCCGGGAGCUACAGGUGUCGGUAUUGCUUCUACCCGUGUACACAAUGGUCUGAACCAAGUGAUAACGUGAACAUCUUCUUAAAAGAUCCCAACCUCCCCAAACCUUCCAUCCAGGUGAAUUACAGACCUCAUGCUUUAGGAGUCAAUGUCAUUAUUGAAUGCUGGGGAGCAGAGCGUGGUCUGAUUUUUUCUCUGCAUAAAUCAAAGAAACAGAUAUUAUUACAGAUAGCAGAACAAGUUGGAGGUACAGCCAAGUUCCCUUUCUCCACGGUGACAUCAAAAAAUGCAGGAAACUACACAUGUCAACAUUAUAGCAGCGUAAAUUCCUUCAUCUGGUCAGAGCCAAGUGAUCCUGUGGAGCUUGUUGCAAGAGAUCUCAGCCUUUCCAAGCCCUCCAUCAAGGUGAACCCCAGUGGACAGCAUGCUUUGGGCACAGAUGCCAUCAUUGAGUGCCAGGGGCCAGAGAAUGGCUUGAUCUUCUCCUUUCACAAAUCCUGGAUUCGCACAUCACAGAAAACAGACCCAUGGAGAAAUACAACUCAGUUCCAUCUCUCAAUGGUGAGGCUGGAGGAUGCAGGGAGCUACACUUGUCAAUAUCAACGCAGGAAAAGUCCCUUUGUCUGGUCACAGCCAAGUGAUCCUGUGGCGCUGACUGUGAGAGAUCCCAGCCUCUCCAAACCCUCCAUCAAUGUGAGACCAAGCGGGCCACUUGCUCCAGGUUCCAAUGUCACCAUUGAGUGCCAGGGGCCAGAGAAUGGCCUAAAUUUAUCCCUCUUCAAAUCCAGGGACCUGAUAGCAUCACAGAAGGCAGACUGGAGCAGAAACACAACUGUAUUUCCUCUAUCCAUGGUGACAGCAGAGGACGCCGGGAAAUACUCCUGUCAAUAUCACAGCGGUGUGUAUCCCUUCCUCUGGUCUGAACCAAGUGACCCCGUACAGAUAGCGGUGAGAGCCUCUAGAACCAGGUGCCGAAACAGACCACACAGGAGUCACUUAUGCUGUGCUGAACCAACAGCCACUGAAAAUCAAGCAGGCAGUCAUUCCAGAGAUGGAACCCGAGUCUUGCGUCUAUGCAUCAGUGGCCAAAGACAGAGUCUCGAAGGGCCAGUAGGCAGGACUUCUCAGAGCUGCUGGAUGGUGGAUGGUGAAACAGAGGCGGAUGUCAAGCGGACAAUCAUAUCGCAAGCCUUCCAUAACACUCAAGUUUAUCCCAAGCCAUUCAUCUCAGUAGACGCCAGUGGGAUCCUCACCAUGGGUGAAAGCACCAAUAUCCGCUGUAACAGUGGAAACCAACCACAUACAGAUUUUUAUCUGUACAAAGAAGGGGCUUCACUUCUUCAGAAAGUCAAGAACGUGCAGUCCAGUGAAGUUGUAUUUCACUUUACCCAUGCUCAGCAAGCAGAUGGAGGGAUAUACCGGUGUACUUAUUGCUUCAAUUCAAACUCUGGUAAACAAUGCUCGAACUUCAGCAACAACAUAUACAUCAACAUAACAGAUCCCAGCCUUACGAUACCCACCAUCAGCGUGGAACCCAGGAGGCAGCUUGUUCUGGACUCAGAUAUCACCAUUGAGUGCCGAGGACCAGAGAAUGGUCUGAACUUCUCCCUGCACAAAGGCAGUGACCUGAUAGCAUCACAGAUGUCAGAGCCCGGCAGAAAUACAACCACCUUUGCUCUGUCUAUGAAGAGGCUAGAGGAUGCAGGGAACUACACCUGUCAAUAUCACCACAGAGAAAAUCCCUUUGUCUGGUCAGGGCCGAGUGACCCCGUGGAGCUGCUUGUGACAGGUAAAUGAACCAGGCUGCCCAGGUCAAACACCCUCACGUAGGCGCCUCAAGCCACAUUGUAGAGAACAGAGGCACUCAGUGCUUAGACUCCAUGGGGUACCUGUCACUAAAUGAAUCAGAAAGGUAAA
Eublepharis macularius is the source of this 2130-nucleotide messenger RNA. Its product is annotated as immunoglobulin superfamily member 1-like. The transcript is spliced from 10 exons. NCBI's taxonomy places the organism in Eukaryota, Metazoa, Chordata, Lepidosauria, Squamata, Eublepharidae. The record is from RefSeq and is a predicted model, not a curated record. The coding region runs from base 1 to 2010 and encodes 669 amino acids.